This is a messenger RNA of Pomacea canaliculata, 7708 nucleotides long. RefSeq lists its product as uncharacterized. The record is from RefSeq and is a predicted model, not a curated record. The transcript has 16 exons. Gene Ontology annotation, biological process: positive regulation of transcription by RNA polymerase II; cell differentiation; hormone-mediated signaling pathway. Gene Ontology annotation, molecular function: zinc ion binding; nuclear receptor activity; RNA polymerase II cis-regulatory region sequence-specific DNA binding. NCBI's taxonomy places the organism in Eukaryota, Metazoa, Mollusca, Gastropoda, Architaenioglossa, Ampullariidae. Bases 678 to 4292 code for a protein of 1204 amino acids.
UCAUAACGCAGAAUUACAAUGAGCUCCUCAAGCUUCAACAGGCUGUAAACAGCUGUGGCUCCAGCGCGCGUGCGUGCGUAAGCAUCCAGAUUUCCAGGCGCUAGUUGUCUGGCAAAUACAGUGUUUUACGAGCAUUUUUUUUUUAACUACAAAAGUUCAUCUUAGUUCACUUUUGUGCCAGCGGCCGCUAUUAAGAAAUGCUGUGAAACUAAGCAUUUCUCCGCUUGCUUUUGUAAAGUUUAUCGCCAGCAUCAGAAGCUGCGCAGAACGCACGAUUCUAGCCAAUCAGAACGCGACACUGUUGAGGUCGUAACUAGGUCAUACUUUCUUAGAACAAAAUGUGUGUCACUCAGUCAUUCGGCGACCAGUCGCUCGCAUGGCGAGUAGAGGUGAGGAAUACCCCUGCUGCAAGGAAUUAGAGUGUAUGACAGGGGAUACGCCAUUCAUUACUGCAAGCGGCAGAGUGGCCCACUAACAAAGAACAGCGAAAGGGUGCAGAUCCGGUGGCGACAGAGUGACGACAGCCAGGUCAUUUUUAGCCACCAGCAAGCGCAGCUGUCUUCAAGAUUACCCACCGACCAUACUGAGAGCUGGGAGGGUUUGUUUCACUGUGGAGAGUCCUACAAGUGGAGAGGAGACCACCCCCACCCUCUAACCCUUUCUGCUGUGCAAAUAUUAUGAGCACUAUGGGGAAGGAAGCUAGUCUAGAGGGCUUGGAAUUUGAUGGUGAAACAGUGCUGUGUCGAGUGUGUGGAGACAAAGCCAGUGGGUUUCAUUAUGGUGUUCAUGCUUGUGAAGGUUGUAAGGGCUUCUUCCGUCGUAGCAUUCAGCAGAAGAUCCAAUAUAGACCUUGUCUAAAAAAUCAACAAUGCAAUAUCAUGAGAGUAAACAGAAACCGGUGCCAGUACUGCAGAUUGAAGAAGUGCAUAGCUGUUGGCAUGUCACGAGAUGCUGUGAGAUUUGGAAGAGUGCCAAAGAAGGAAAAGGCACGGAUCAUCGAGCAGAUGCAGAAGGUGAACUCUCAGUCACAGUCAUCAGCUCUGUAUACCAUGUUACAAAACGAACAGGAUGUGGUGCAUGCUGUUAUCAAUGCUCACAGGCAGACCUGUGACCUCACUCUGGUGCGAGUCUGCCAGAUGAGAGAGCAUGCUCUGCAACUAAGUGACUACAUCAACUGUCCUGCCAACAUGGCAUGUCCACUCAACAAUUGCCUAGCUCAUGACCCGAACGCCAACAAGAGUAGCCUCGAUGACUUCUCAGAGAGUUUUUCACCUGCUAUUAAAUCUGUUGUGGAUUUUGCUAAGGGCAUCCCAGGCUUCACUUUGCUCAACCAAGAUGACCAAGUUACUCUCUUAAAGGCUGGAACUUUUGAAGUGUUGUUGGUGCGCCAUGCAAGUCUUUUUGACCUGGAGUCCAACACCAUGAUGUUUACCGGUGGCCGUCUUUUCCGACGACACCCAUCAACAAUGACAACAGGAGCUGGUUUCCUGCUUGACUCCAUGUUUGAUUUUGCUGAGCGCUUCAAUAAGCUUUGUCUCACUGACGAGGAGUUGGCCUUGUUCUCUGCUGUGGUGCUUAUGUCACCUGACCGUCCAGGACUACGCAGCAUGGAGCAAGUCGAGAGAAUUCAAAACAAGCUUACAGAAGCUUUGCAGAAUAUGAUAAAUCUCAAUCACAAGGAGGACUCAACCCUUUUUGCCAAACUAUUGAUGAAGACUACAGACCUGCGCACCCUGAACACACUUCACUCUGAACGAUCUAUUGCUCAGAACAGCAGUAGCACACAGUUUGAGCCACGUGAGUGCCACAACACAGAAGAAUCAGACAUGGAGUUUCAGGAUUCCAUCAGUACUGUGUCUGGACGGUCUUCUCCAACUCCUUCUGAAGCAUCCAACAUGACCAUCACAUCUGGCUCUUUUAGUGAUACUUGCUCCCUAGAAAGUGGAGGUUUGUCAGUUAUGCCUCACCGCAUCCCCCUUGAAGCUGCUAGUCAUCAGCAGGUGGUACUGCGCACACCAUACGGCACAUUUUAUCGAGAGGAGACGAGUGGAUUUUAUGGACUUGUUCCUGAGCAGCCCCGACGUCGGUGCAACACACUUGAUCGCGACACGCUUAGCCGCCCAAGACUUCACACCAUUGAUGAAGGCAAUCGUCGUCGCUACACAUUGGACCGUGAAUACAUCAACAAAAUGGUUAACCGAUUGAGUGAUAGGCUGGAAAAGAGGACGGCUAUCAGAGGGGACAGCAUUCCACCCUCUAUUUCAUCCAGUGCAGCAUCUAGUCCCAUUCCUGAGGAGUAUGGGGCCCAAGGUGGUGCUGACUUUGUUCCCAUCUCCACAGCAGAGCAGACUGUAACAGGCUCUCGGUCAUCCCCCAUUAUUCAUCCAGAAGCUCUGAUGGCGCAAGCUUAUGGAUCAUCCCCAGCUUCCCCUCGGCCACGAUCUGGAUCAUUUGGCACUGAUGAGUACCAGCGAAGACGCUGUUACAGCCUCCAUUUGAACAGUGAGGGACGUGCAUCCCGUGUUCCCAUGCACCAAAAGAUGAUGACAGAAAGAGAUCAGGUGUCACCAGAAUCCCAUCAAUAUCUGUCAGCUGAACAGCGCAGGGGAAGCGUUGGUGCUGCCUGUGGACUGCAUGCCCGAAAGAGAUCACUGCUGGUUGAUAGGCCACCUUCUUAUGUUGGGCACUCAGCUGACAGCCUAAGACAUGAGCCUGCAGACAGCCGCAUUCGAGGCUCAGCCCCUAGUCUGAAGCAUCUCAUUCCAGAUGCCUCACUAUAUGGACUGCCAAUGGUUCCUCAGUCAACUAGCCCAGUUCUGCUUUCUCGACGAAGCAUGCUGCCUCCUUCCUCCCUUGGAAUUAGCCCUCCUCCUUUCAUGUCUCCUUUGAAUGAUAAGACUGUUCAUCCCUUUGAAGCUCCACCCUCAGCCUUGGGCAAGAUUGGGGAGCACAACUCUGUCUCUUCCACUGUCACAAGUGUUGCCAGUAAAGAGGGAUGCUUGGGAUUGUCAGCUGACUUGCGUCUGGGAUCUUCAACUGACUUGCGCGUGCCCAGCAAUCCCAGCUCCCGCAGUACAUCCAGAGGUGGCUCACCGCAGCAGGACAUUGAGUCUCCAAAUGAAACUUUUGGCCACAAAAAGUUUGACAAAUUCAGGAAAGAGAAACCUCAGAUUGUAGGUGAUGAAGGAGGGGCUCCUGCCAAAGAGAAUGUGGACAAUGGUCUCAAGGGCAGUGAGGGUGCCUCCAAGGACAGUGACAAUGACAGCAACAUCCUGGACCAACAGGCUUACACAAUGAAGACUCCCUCCGUAACACCGCCAUGUUCCUCGAGCAGUGAAAGUUCCUUCUCUGAAAGCAAAGCCAAGCGUUCAGCCAAGGAGGCACAUCCCAAUCUCCUGGCCCAUCUGAAUUCGCCUGCACAGGUGUCAGCAAAGCAGAAGCAGCAUCCAGCCACUUCAGGAUUGACGUCUGCAGCCACCGGUUUCCCGUGGCAGCAACAAGGCCAGCAACCCCAUUUCUUUGGGAAGGAUAACUCAAGCAAUGUGCAUGGCUCUCUUCAGUCAUCUGCAAUCGCUGCAGCUUUAGCUGCAAACCCUCAGCUGCUGGCAGGGGAGAGUAAAGUGGAACCCAAGAAGACAAGUAGUAUGGCAGAUGCAAGCAACAAGGAACAGUUCCAUGCUGUAGCUGUCUCCCAUCUUAAAGACAAACUAAUGCGCAAAUUUGAUAGCAUGGAGAACCUUCACAAGAUGGCAGGUGCAAACAAUUCACCUUUGGCUACUUCCACAGCUAUGUCCUCUAAACUUGAUACUGAUGGUGAGAUGCCAUGCCAUGACAGCCCUGCAGAUUCUUCAUCCACUUCAUGCCAAACUUUGACCAAGUCAGUCUUGGCGUUGCCGUCAACGAGCUCUCUGUCACAGAAUGUCCCUAUGCUGCUGCCACCAAGCCUGCACUCGUACCAUCCCUUGCUCAGUUCUCAUUAUCCUAACAUGCAAGGCCUGUGCAUGCCAUCCUCAACCACAAGUUCACAGCAUUUGCCUGGACUCCAGCAGUUCGCGCAUAUGUUUGCAGCAUCGGGUAUGCUCCCCACCACAGGCAUUUCUUCUUUUCCCCCAACCUGUCUCUCUAGUCACACCACCACAGCCUCCAUAGCUAUGACAUCUGCAGAGCGGAGGUCAGAAAAUGCAGUCCCACUAAACCUGACAUCAAAAAUGGAGAACAAUGCUUUGCAAGCAUCUCCCUCGUCCAUUCCAGUCAGUGUUAUCAGCGAAACCAGUGUAAAGUCAGAAGUGUAACAGCAUGAAAAUUUGCUGUAGACAGGGACAGUGCACUUACCUGUUGAGAUCACAAACUGUGAUUUGCGAAUAUGAUGAACAUCACUACACAGUUUGGUUUUCUUUCUUUUUUUUUUUCUUUCUUAUUUUGAAAUGGUGGAGGGGGAGUGGGAAUGCUCAGACCAGAAAAGAGCAUAUUUCUGGACCUACCAUCCCCUCCAAUUACUGUUCAUGAAGAAAACUACCAAAUCUUACAUCAGGGCUGUCUAAAGUGUCUACAGCUAGCAUUCCAGAACUGUUUGCAAGACUGUAUUUAUGUGCAUUGUUGUUUUGUUGUUCCCAGGCAAGCUUUGUUUGCUGGUCUCAUUCAUCUUGGCGUGCUGAAAGGUUUCAAGAAACAGCCAAGAGUUUUAUUUUUCUCAAAGAGUCCUUGUUGACCCUUGUUUGUUUUUAUUAUCACUGUACAUUCUUGUAAUUUCUCACCCAGGAUGUUAGGGUUGAAGUGUGAAUGUUGAUAAUUAUAAAAGAGGUUACAGUCUGUCUUCUUAAUGAUUGGCAUAUUUCACUUUCAUUUGAUGAGUUUUGUGGAAUAAAGGAAUAUGAUACAUGAUAUUUAAAAAGAGAUAAAAAGCAAUGAUAAAUUUCUCCCACUAACAUAGCUAAUUGAUUAAAGUAGAGAAGAUAAAUCAUUUCUGCAUGAAGCUUUUAAGCAGGAAGCAUACUCACCUAAAGUUUUAUUAACUGCUAAAUUACCAUUAUGCUGAUCACUUGUCUAACUGUGACUGUGAGAACAGUAUACAGCAUACUUUUGCAAAUACCCAAAUAGAAAUUUCACUGGUGUGUAAAUUUUUCAUUUACAUUGUUAACAGAAUUCCUUCUCUGCAUAAAUGAAAACAAUGCAAAGAAGAGCCAAUAUGAUUUAUUAAUGUUAACAUUCACAUUUCCCACAAAUGUGUUAAAAUCUACACACUAGGGAUUAUCCAUGUAUCCAUGUUUUGAAACAGGCUAAAAAAAAAAGAAUAAAACAUAAAAUUCAGUAAACUAGAAGGAUAUUAAGAUAAUUUGAAAAGUUGUGUUGUCUUAAAUUUCAGUGUUCUUAUCCUGAACCCAUUUCCCUACUUUCCUCUGAGUUUUGUGCAUUUUUCUGCAUUUAAAAAAUGUAAUACAAAAAGUAAUAUAUUCAAAGAAAUAAUGUUAAUUUAGUUUUCAUUAUUUCUUUUGUGUGGUGCCAUACUGUGGCUGUGAGAUGUUCUAAAGUGUUUUUCUGCCUCCACCUGUCAGAGAGCAAGCAAGAUAGGAGGGACAGGAGAGAGAGGCAUGGUGUGCAUGAACGCCAGAGAAAGCACACGUGUACUGUUGCUGCUGCCUAGAACAUUGUAUGUUUACAAAAAGUAAAUAGUGCAGCACAUGGAAUGAUUAAAAAAAAAUUAUUUGCUGUCGAGUGUACUACACUGAACACAUCAGAGAAGUGUAGCAACAGCUGUUCUGAAAAGCUGAUCACUUGAAUGGAUCUGUAAGAUCUGUCUGACACUGGUCAUGUGGCUUGAUCAUAUUGGCGUAAGUUCUGGCAUAUGCUGCAGAACGAUCUUUGGGGACAACAGUGUGCUGAAACUCAAUAUCAAAGUUUGGAAGUGGUAUUUUUAUGUCUAAAGACAGCAUAUUGACUGAAUAUGAUGAAAAUGUUAUUUAUGAUAGACAAUGAAAAUUAGUUACAUUUAAAACAGUUGUUUGUGUUCAUGUGGUUUUAAUAUAUGUGUUAUUUAUCUGUUAAGUGGUAUAAUCUUUAAUCGCUGAUGUUCAUUUGUAUGUCAAGAUACAAAACUGUUUAAGAACUUGGCAGUUUAAUCUUAAAAGUGGGAGAUGGUAAAGGUUUCCCAUGGAGUUUUUGCUAGACAAAAAGUUUGUACUUUCUCGAUUUUGAAUGACUUUUGAGCAUUGUUUUUUUUAUGUGUUGUUCAGAUGAAAAAGCAGAUAUCUCAUUUAGACCUUUAUGUGUAUUUAUUUUAUUUAUUUAUGUUUUAAAGGCAGCUGACUUUAAAUUAAUAAAUAUUGUCUUUGACCAAAUGCAUACUAAACAAAUCUAAGCAGAACGUAUAUGUUGUGGUUUUAGAUAGCAAGUACACAAAUUAUACAUCUGUAGUCUUUUUAAAGUCUUUUCUUACAGGUUAUUUUUCUUCAGACAGGUCAAUCGGAAGGGCUACUUGCCUAUUGUGUCUCUCUAUGAGAGGAUCCUGAAAUGUGGGAACAGAGAUAAUAGCCAGCUUACAUAGGAUGAGCCGUCAUGGCAUAUUAAGCUUUUCAAUAGCAGAGUAUGGAUAUAAGUUGUGGUGAGGGCUGGAGAGGGUUUAUCCUCCAAUAAGCCCUCAUUUGGUCUGUAUUAAGAUUGCCACCGGUCACUGAUGGUUGAUCUGUUCUUUUUGGUCUGCUGUGAUGGUUUCCAUUCUCUAAGACGACGGUUUAUGCGUUCUUCUCCUGGUGCUGGCCAUGUUUGCAUUAGUCUGAAGGUCGACCUUUGCUCACAUAAUGUGACAUGAUUUGUUGUCAUGUGAUCUUUGAUGAAAUCUAGUGUACUCGUAUGUGAUCAUCAUUAUAUUUUCCAUGUGUGUGAGUGAGAGAGAGCAUGUAAUUUUUUUCCAGUCUGUUUUUCCCAGCGUCAUGGAUGGCCAUUUUGUUUGCAAACACCUGUCUUCACCUGUUUUCAAUCACAACCAACCUCUAAGUUUUCAGUCGACUUGAUUCCAUUGCUUUCAGACACACAUCACCUCUGCCCUCUCACACCCUCCCGUCUACAUUUAAUUAUGCAAGCUUGCAUUUUCCCUUUAAUUUAUUGCGCAUGUAACAGAAAGUAUGGUCAGAUGCCAUUGUUGCGUCUUUUUUUUUUUAAUUGCUGCGUACCUGUUGGAAAGGUAUUCAAGCUGUACAUGCAGAAAAUUCACUUGGCGAAUGUUAUAAUUUUUGACUUAUUUAUUCUGUGCAUGCAUGCGUGUGUGACGAACUGGGUUGUCAGGGUUGGUUCUGUCACGUGAUGUAUAUCACGCAGGUGAAUCUGAGUUGGAGUACAUCGCGUUUACGAAUCCUAGAGGAAUGGGCGGGAGGGGUAUAGAGUCGGGAUUCAUUGUUAUCUUGAAUCUCUCAAUGUCUCACGACUGUCUCACUUCACCACCACCAACCCCCUCAACUCGCAUCCUUCUCUUCCCGCUCUGUGGGAGAAGGAAGGAGACUGCCUGCUGGAUUCGUACAGUGAGUGUACAACAUCCCCAAUGACUGAACUGCCUGCAAUGAAUGAAGUUGUCUUUUUGUUUUUUUGGGAAAUGUAGGUUUUGUCUACGUUCAGUACACAGUGAAUUGUGUUGUGGAAUUUUGUUUGAUUGUGAUUCCUUCCUGGUGAGGUUUCUUAAUGCCUUAAUGGUGUGGUAAUAAAUGUUAUAAAGACGACC